AUGGAAGCUGAACUUGAACGAUUAAGUAAAAGUAAUGAUGAAGAAAAAUUAAAGAGUGAAGAAUUACGUGCAAAAUUAAAUGCAUCAUCAUUAUCUUUACGACAAGAAAAACAAAUGAAACGCGAUUCCGAAUUAGCACUGAAACGUAUUAAAACAGAUAUACAUAAUUGUUCAGCUUUCAUUACAGAACCAAAAUUAUUAGCACAACGUGUCGCAGAUAUUUAUGCUCAAUAUGUUCGGGAAGAUGCGACUGAAGAUGCAAGUAUUGAUCAAGAUAUAACAAAAGAAUAUGCACGACAACGUGAUCAUCUUGAACGAACAGUUCGAAGUCUUAAAGCUAAAGUUGAUAAAGAUUCUGAACGACAUAAAACAGAAAAUAUACGUAUAAUGCAGGAAAAUGUUACAUUAAUCAAAGAAAUCAAUGAUUUAAGACGUGAAUUAAAAGCAUCUCGUGUUAAAUUACAAGAUUUACAAACAGCUAUGGGUAUAAGUCGUAAAACAGCAGCACGUACAACUGAAGAAAUUGUUCACGCAUUAAAUACACAACAAAAUAAUCAUAUUGUUAACGAAAAACAAAAUGAAUUGGAAAAUUUAAUUCAACAUCAACGUCAUGAAAUUCACCGACUUAAUGAUCAAAUUACUCGUGUUGAAAAUAAUAACAGUCGUAGUGCUUCAGCUAAUGGUAAUCGAUCUCGACCAACAUCUGGGCAAUUACCACCAAUUACAUCAACAUUAACUGCUCAUUAA
Messenger RNA from Adineta steineri, 747 nucleotides. NCBI's taxonomy places the organism in Eukaryota, Metazoa, Rotifera, Eurotatoria, Adinetida, Adinetidae. The record is from the annotation of a GenBank genome assembly.